AUAGAUAAGAAUGGUGACUUCAAUAAAUCAGUAUUUUGGAAUGGAGUUGUGCACUGAACACCAAGAUCAUUUUGACCACCUUACUCUACCUUUGCCGUCACACAUCUGUUAUACCUGACUGUAUUAGCAGAUAAGAGGCGAUACAUCAAAAAGUUCUAAAGAAAUAUGUGGAGAGGAUUUCUUCUUGCAGCGCUUUGUGUACGUGGCUGGAGUUUAAGAACUGCCGUGUCGUCUGUUGGUCAAAUCUCAAGGUUUUCUACUGCAGUUAUCCAGAGCAACAACGACACUGAUUCUCUUAUUGGAAAUGGUGAAGCUCGGAGAAUGGAGGCGGAUGUAUUUGUCUUACUUGGGUCUCUUCUAAGUCCAGUAUAUUCUGGAAGUCGGCUUUUAGUGCUUCAAGAUGAUUAUUAUUCAGGCGUUGGCUUCCUUAUCAGAAGCGUUCAUUCGUCCCUCAGCUGGGACGGAAUAGAGGUCACAUCAUGCCAAGCAGACGCCCUGGAAUCAUGGGUACGAGAUUCCUUCCGUUCAUGGCCUUCAGACAUCGUCGCCCUACUGAUUUGCUCGGCGAGUAAUGCCUGGGAUAUUCUCCAGUGGGUAUCUGAGCAGAAGGAUGAGCCAACGUCACUGCUGAAAUCAGUUCAUUGGAUCAUCCUUGUGGAAGAUGGCGGAUUGAUGCCCAGAUAUGAAAGCAUCCUCACCGAAGAGUCUCAGUUCACAGUUGCCCAGAUGGAGCCUGAUGGAGCCAUAACUCUACUUGUCACAGCGUUCCUACAAAAUGGAAGAAUGGGGUUUGUACCGGUCGGCAGAUGGUGGCGGUUCCAAGGUAAAAGUGGAGCCACAAGCUGUACAGACCUCUGACCAGCCUGGCGCACCGUCAGCAAUUCAUGAACCUACAGGGCAGAAUGAUGAAGGUUGCUGCCGUUGACAACUGGCCUUGGUUCGGUUUGAAGGAAGGCCCUACGGGCGAACCUUUGCCAGAUACAGGAAUAGACGCCAGCAUCAUUACCACCAUAAGCCAAGCUCUCAAUUUCAC
This is a messenger RNA of Macrobrachium nipponense, 1033 nucleotides long. RefSeq lists its product as uncharacterized. NCBI's taxonomy places the organism in Eukaryota, Metazoa, Arthropoda, Malacostraca, Decapoda, Palaemonidae. The transcript has 9 exons. Bases 166 to 858 code for a protein of 230 amino acids. The record is from RefSeq and is a predicted model, not a curated record.